CCGGUGCGGGCGGUGCUCUGAGAGAAGAGAGGUUUCAAAUCCCAAAGCCCCUUUGGAGCAGAAAGGUGCCGUCUCCUUCCUUUGGCAUCGAUAUACAGAAUCGCCGUACAGAUCAGAAGAGUAGAAAAGCCCUCUGAAAUCCUCGAGCCCAGCCCUCCGUGCACACUGCUUGUGUCCCCCAGUGCCACAUCUCUGUGUUCUGUGGGUGCCACUGGGGGUGGUGACCCCGACACUGCAUCACUGCUCUUAUGGAGAAGAAACGUCUCCUGAUAUCCAGUCUAAACCUCCUCUGGUACAACAUCAGGCCAUCACUUCUCAUUGCUGUUCUUGAGAACAGGCUGAUCCCCCACUUCACUACAGCCUCCUUUCAGGUGUUGUAGAAAGUAAAGAGGUCUCCCCUGAGCUUCCCCUUGGCUGACAAUCCCAGUUCCCUCAGCUGCUCCCCAUAAAGCUGCUUUCCUUUGCAGCUUUGUUGCCCCUUUUGGACAGGCUUCAGGGUCUCCAUGUCUUUCCGUAUCCUCUAUAUCUAAAAAGGCUUCUGCAGGGUGGAAGGGUGAGAGCAAAAGAGGAAAAAAGAUAAAACUGGCAAAACUUCUUGAAGGUUUUGUUCACAAAGCUCUGAUUCUUAGAAACUAGCUCUGAACAAAAUCAGGCACGAAUGAGUUAAGAGUUGGUAUAUCCUUAAGCUUAGCAAAGGGCAAUGUUUUCCUGUGUGUGCUGAAGGGGAAAGCUGUAGUUAAUGUAUAAAGAGAGAAGAGUGGGUGUAUAGUUUCUUCUCUCUGUGACCAGUGAGAUACGUAAACAGCACAAUGCUGUGCCAUGGAGGAUCAAAACGCAGUAUUCAUUUAAGGAAGUGUUUGGUACCCUUGUUGCUCAAAAGGAGCUUUUUGACGUAGUGGCUAAACCUCUCGUGGAAGAUCUCAUUCGUGGGAAAAACGGUCUCCUUUUUACAUAUGGGGUGACAGGCAGUGGGAAAACCCACACUAUGACAGGAUCUCCUGGUGAUGGAGGGCUUCUUCCACGGUGUUUGGCGAUGAUCUUCAACAGCAUAGGACCGUUCCAGGCCAAGAGAUUUGUUUUUAAGCUUGAUGACAAGAAUGGUGUGGAUGUUCAGUGUGAAGUAGAUGCUCUGUUAGAGCGACAAAAAAGAGAUGCCAUGCCUGUUCCCAAAACUCCUUCUGGCAAGCGACAGAUAGAUCCAGAGUUUGCUGAUAUGAUCAACGUGCAAGAUCACUGCAAAGUGGAAGAAGUUGAUGAAGAUAAUGUCUACAGUGUCUUUGUCUCCUACAUCGAGAUCUACAACAACUACAUUUAUGACCUCCUGGAAGAGACUCCAUUUGACCUGAUAAAACCCAAGUGGAACAAUUGCAACACUCCAGUGCGAAACGGUGACUUUAUACCUCCACAAUCCAAAAUACUUCGUGAGGACCAGAAUCACAACAUGUAUGUCACAGGAUGCACGGAAGUAGAGGUGAAAUCCACAGAGGAAGCUUUUGAAGUCUUUUGGAAAGGGCAGAAGAAGAGGCGCAUUGCAAACACUCAGCUGAACCGAGAAUCUAGUCGGUCUCAUGGAGUUUUCAUGAUCAAGUUGGCUCAGGCACCUCUGGAUGCAGACGGAGAUAAUGUGCUGCAGGAGAAGGAACAGAUUACUUUAAGCCAGCUGUCCUUAGUUGAUCUAGCUGGAAGUGAAAGGACUAAUAGAACAAAAGCUGAAGGGAACAGGUUGCGGGAAGCAGGUAAUAUUAAUCAGUCAUUAAUGACGCUAAGAACAUGUAUUGAAGUUCUGCGGGAAAACCAGAUGUAUGGAACAAAUAAGAUGGUGCCCUACAGAGAUUCCAAACUGACUCAUCUCUUCAAGAACUAUUUUGAUGGCGAAGGGAAAGUGCGUAUGAUUGUAUGUGUUAAUCCUAAAGCAGAGGACUAUGAAGAAAGCCUGCAAGUCAUGCGUUUUGCAGAGAUGACGCAGGAGGUGGAGGUUGCAAGGCCUGUCGACAGACCACUGUGUGGUUUGACACCAGGACGACGCUUCAGGAAUCAGGCCUUCAGAGAGGAGCUGGCCAGGAAACUGGAGAUUCGAGGUGGUCCAAUUAAUGGAGGUAAACAGGAGAAUGCAGUGUUCACAGCAGAAACAGAAGAGCAAUCUGCUUCAGAAAUAUUUUUGCAGAACUUUCCUCCCUUGCCUUCGUGUGAGCUAUUGGAUAUUAAUGAUGAUCAAACGCUUCCAAGGCUUACUGAAGUCCUGGAAGAACGCCAUAAACUACGACAAAAGUUGUCAGAGGAGUUUGCCAAAAAUGUGCUUACAUUUAAAACUGUGCUACGAGAACUGGAUUCCAACGUUAUGUCCAAAGAAAACUAUGUUCAAGGAAAGUUGUCUGAGAAAGAGAAAAUAAUAACAGGACAGAAAACAGAGUUAGAACGCCUGGAGAAGAAAAUUAAAACUUUGGAAUACAAGAUUGAGAUUUUAGAGAAAACUGCUACAAUUUAUGAAGAAGAUAAGCGUCAUCUUCAGCAGGAACUAGAGAGCAAGAGCCAGAAACUGCAACGUCAGGCUUCUGACAAGCGUAGGUUGGAGGCCCGGCUGCAAGGCAUGGUUGCUGAAACAACCAUGAAAUGGGAGAAGGAGUGUGAGCGUCGUGUAGCAGCAAAACAGCUGGAAAUGCAGAACAAACUUUGGGUCAAAGAUGAAAAACUGAAGCAGCUGAAGGCCAUUGUUACUGAACCAAAGAGUGAAAAGCCAGAGAGGCCUUCACGGGAGAGAGACAGAGAGAAGCCUAUUCAGAGAUCAGUCUCUCCACCACCAGUACCUCCUUCUGGUAACUUUAUUACUCAGGUUCCUAACAGCCAGCAGCUCGUGAGCAACCAGCAGGUGCACAGACGUUCAAAUUCUUGUAGCAGCAUUUCUGUGGCUUCCUGUGUUAUGGAAUGGGAGCAGAAAACCCCUUCACACAAGCAUACCGGUGGCAAUUCUAAAACAAGGACUAGACAACAAGAACCAGGACAAAGUAGAGACUGUAACACCUCAGACAGAAGGCGAGGGAUGUGCUGGACUGGAAUCACUGAGGUUCCCAAACGUAGAGAUGAGCUAGAAAUAGAAGAGGAUCAAUGCUGCAGGAAUGCACCUCCAGUUCGUCUCAGACACAGACGGUCGCGCUCAGCUGGGGAGAGAUGGGUAGAUCAUAAGCCACCUUCUAAUCUGCCCACUGACACAGUCAUGCAGCCGCAUGUCCCUCAUGCCAUCACAGUAGCAGCUGCAAGUGAAAAGGCACUAGCUAAGUGUGACAAGUACAUGCUGACGCACCAGGAGCUAGCCUCUGAUGGGGAGAUUGAAACAAAACUAAUUAAGGGUGAUGUUUUCAAAACCAGAGGUGGUGGACAGGCUGUGCAGUUCACAGAGAUAGAGACUCUAAAGCAAGAAUCUCCAACUGGUCGAAAGCGAAGAUCAUCGCCUUCCAAUGCUGAUCCACCAGAGGAUGCUGCAGACUCUGAAUGGACUGAUGUGGAAACCAGAUGUUCUGUGGCAGUGGAAAUGAGGGCGGGAUCUGCCCUUGGACCUGGAUAUCAGCAUCAUGCUCAGCCCAAGCGAAGAAAGCCAUGAACUUAACGUGCUGCUGCGUUGGAAUCUUGUUGAUUUUUAUCAGACUUAUCUGCUGCCAGUGAUAAAUUAACUGCUUUGUUAUCACUACAAGCUUCUAUUUUUUUAAUACUGGCCUAUGCUAGGCAAUGGUUACAUGGAAAAUACUUCUUGCAAACCUGAAAAAGCAUGUGAGUGGGUGCAAAUACUUUCAGUGGACAGGGGAGGUUCUGCCAUUGCACGCUGUGGACUUCUGAAGAAAUCCUUCUGUCUUGUAUUUAUGAAGCCCUCGUUAUUAAGCUGUAUCUUUAUAGAGUAAUGACACAAGGCUUCUGCCUUGCAUGUGUUUCAGCUCUUUAUAGGAUGUACUUGUGCUCUGGUCACUAUCCCUUUCUUGUUAGGCCCUCUGUUUUGAAGAGGUGUAAAUGCUGCAAUUUAUUCAGAUGCAGUAACGCACUUUAAGAGUGUUCCUAUGCCAUUUCAUGUAUUAUUAUAGCCAGCAGCAGCUCGGUAAUCUAAAUUUCUUCUUGGAAGAAUUACCUUUAAUUAUUUAAUAUACAAAUCAGCUUGUGAAAUCAAUUUCAAUCUUCAUGGUAACAAAGUGAGAAUACCAAGAUGAUGAAUAAUGAUGACCUGACAUCAUGGCUACUUUAUUUUGUAGUGCAAGUAAGUAAUUAAGUAUUUUACAUCUGUAGAUAUGGGGUAAAAGGGUAAUGUGCUCACUGAUAUGGUGAUGACCUUUAUAUAUGUGGCUCUGCAAGCAUGUUAAAAUAAAUACUUUUAUUCAGUGGC
This is a messenger RNA of Meleagris gallopavo (turkey), 4363 nucleotides long. RefSeq names its product kinesin family member 23 (gene KIF23). Lineage: Eukaryota; Metazoa; Chordata; Aves; Galliformes; Phasianidae. Gene Ontology annotation, biological process: mitotic spindle midzone assembly; microtubule-based movement. Gene Ontology annotation, molecular function: microtubule motor activity; ATP binding; microtubule binding. Gene Ontology annotation, cellular component: nucleus; microtubule; kinesin complex. The record is from RefSeq and is a predicted model, not a curated record.